This is a messenger RNA of Elephantulus edwardii (Cape elephant shrew), 324 nucleotides long. Its product is annotated as annexin A2-like. The annotation marks the transcript as partial. NCBI's taxonomy places the organism in Eukaryota, Metazoa, Chordata, Mammalia, Macroscelidea, Macroscelididae. The transcript has a single exon. The record is from RefSeq and is a predicted model, not a curated record. Gene Ontology annotation, cellular component: cytoplasm. Gene Ontology annotation, molecular function: calcium-dependent phospholipid binding; cytoskeletal protein binding; phospholipase inhibitor activity.
UCGCCCCUGGUGGACACAUCUGGGGACUUCCGCAAGCUGAUGGUUGCCCUCGCCAAGGGCAGAAGAGCAGAGGAUGGCUCCGUCAUUGACUAUGAGCAGAUUGACCAGGGUGCCCGGGAGUUGUAUGAUGCUGGCGUGAAGAGGAUGGGAACUGAUGUGCCCAAGUGGAUCAGUAUCCUGACAGAGCGCAGUGUGUGCCUCCUGCAGAAAGUGUUUGAAAGGUACAAGAGCUCCAGUCCUUAUGACAUGCUGGAGCGCGUCAAGAAGGAAGUCAAAGGAGACUUGGAAAAGGCUUUCCUGAACCUGGACUGCCAAGAGAACAGA